This is a messenger RNA of Triplophysa dalaica, 2474 nucleotides long. Its product is annotated as dehydrogenase/reductase SDR family member 11-like. Bases 280 to 1050 code for a protein of 256 amino acids. The record is from RefSeq and is a predicted model, not a curated record. The transcript has 7 exons. Lineage: Eukaryota; Metazoa; Chordata; Actinopteri; Cypriniformes; Nemacheilidae.
GCUUGAUAUCACAGAGAUGAUCAAUAAAAAAAUCAGUUUGAAGAAUGUUUUUGCACUAAGCUACUCACCAAAAACCUAUUUUUGAACUUAAAAAAUUGACACACUGACCAAAUUUGUUUUAAACGAACAAGGUGACUAAAUAGCUUUUUGUCAAGGCUGGUAAAAAAACAGAGGCAUGUGAAUUGGACGUGCCUUUCUAUUGGCCCUACAGUCAGGUAGAGGAGGGACUGCCGUAAAAAGCUAAGAGGAGACCCUCAGUUGCGUUUUGUGAUAGUUAGGAUGGAUCGAUGGAGGGGUAGAGUUGCUCUUGUCACUGGUGCUUCAGUGGGCAUUGGAGCUGCGAUCGCUAAAUCAUUAACCCAGCAUGGCAUGAAAGUGAUUGGAUGUGCCAGGAACGUAGAACAAAUAGAGAGCUUAGCUUCAGAAUGCGUUCAUAAUGGAUUCAGUGGCACUCUGGUUCCAUACAAAUGCGAUCUGUCUAUAGAGGAGGAGAUUUUGUCCAUGUUUGCCUGGAUCAAAGAUCAACAUCAUGGCAUUGAGGUGUGCAUCAACAACGCUGGCUUGGCUUUCCCAGAGCCUCUGUUAUGUGGGAAAACAAGUUACUGGAGGACUAUGAUGGAUGUGAAUGUGAUCGGACUGUCAGUGUGCACCCGUGAGGCUUACCAGUCUAUGAAAGAAAGAAAUGUUAAUGACGGCCAUAUCAUUAACAUUAACAGCAUGUGCGGACACAGAGUCAUGAACCACGCUGAUGCACACUUCUACACUGCCACCAAAUAUGCUGUGACUGCUCUCACAGAAGGUUUACGACAAGAGCUACGGGAAAACAAGAGCCACAUACGUGCCACUAGUAUAUCACCUGGUUUAGUGGAGACAAAGUUUACCACCCGGUUCUACAGUGACAAGCCAGAAAUUGCAGCUGCUGCCUAUAGACGUAUAAAGUGUCUACAGGCAGAAGACAUAGCUAAUGCAUUGGUGUAUGUUCUGAGUUGUCCCUCUCAUGUUCAGAUUGGGGACCUUCAGGUGAUGCCUCUGGAACAGAUGUAUUUGUAACACUCACUAAAAACACAGCAUAUCUAAAAUGCUGGCCAGGAAUCUAUCUAACAGGACUGAAAAAUAAUGGGCUUUGGCAAGAUGUCACUGAAAGUGUAAAAUUGCAUUAAAAUUUCCAAACAUGAUGGGGCAAACAUUUUAGGCGUAUUGAUAUGCUUUUUCCUAUUGCAUGCAAGUUUACUAAUUAUAGAAUAUCCAGAUGAAAAAAUAAUUCACUAAUGAAACCUGUUUCUAUAGCAACGGCCUGCUACAGCGCCUCUGAUGGACAACUUUUAAAGGCCCUUUUUUUCAGUAUUUUGAUUUUUUGUACCUUAAAAAAUUCCAAAUUUUCAAAUAGGCCUAGCUGUAUCUUGGCCAAAUAUUGGGGAUGUCCACUGUCCAGCCAGGGAUGAUUAGUUAAUCUUUUUGUAAUUGACGAAUACACAUUUUUUGCAUUCAUCAUAUUAAUAAAAUCUGAAAGCCGCUUGGGGCUCCGUGUUUUCACAUGCAUGAAUGGCAGCUUGAGGAAAAUUUCCUAGCAACCUAAAAAGUUUAGAGAAGAAGAUUAAAUAUGUGUUCUUCAAUGAAGUACCAUUGUUUCACCGUUGCAGCGUGCCAAUAGAAAGAAUGAGCCUUUUUUUAUCCCUACCUCCAACCUAUUAUUCAUAGAUAUUGAGUCUAUUUCUGAUAUACAGUUGUUUAGAUAUUAUCUAGCCACUUCCUCUAAUAUUACCUCCAGCUCAUUAAUUCUGCCUUCACAGCAGUCUUGAGGCGACCCCUCGCUACUCUACUCUGCAUGUGGACACAAGCGUGUGGUUACUCAGCAAAAGCCACCCGCUCUCAUGGGAACGGAGACUCGCCCUCUUAACCCCAUUUCCAUGACAGUAACAGCAUGGAACGCAUUGAAAUCAAUCGCGAACUGUCUUUUGCUCUUUGAAAAUGAUACUAUUGUACUGUUUUGGAAUGUAUUUCAUUUCAUAAUGUCUACACCCUCUGAAUGCUAGAUUAUUAUUGCAUGUCUGGGAACCAAAGAUGUGGUGUGAGACUCCACAUUGUUUUCAUGUGCUCAUUCUAGAUCUGCUGAGUACAGCAGGGGUCAAGGAGAAGGAACUCAGUGUGAUGUAAAAUGGUGUGAUGUUCGGCUCAGACCAUAAUUUGAAUAAAUUUGGGUGGUCCGUCAUUUAAAUAAUGGAAAUAGUUUAACCAACUAAAGUAUAUUAUAAUUUGUAUUCUGUUACGCUUACGCUUUAAUAAGAAAGAGUUGAAUAUAAUUCAUUUGGUAACAUGUUACAGUAAGGUAACUAUUAUGCAUUUACAACCUUAAUAAAGCGUUACCAAUAAUUAUUAUAUACCUAUACCAAUAAAUAUUGUACCACAUAAAAAAUACAUCCUACAAUUUGGUGUAUGUGUGUGAUUGAAGACAAUAAAAUAAUUUUAAAUAUUAA